GAUGGUGAGCAGCAGCAGCAGCAGCAGCACAUCUGAGUGUGUUUGUGUUUUAUUUUGAUCACUUUAUUACACUCUGGUCAUCACACAGCUUUGCCAUCUCACAUGCAAAUCCUUCACCGCGGAUCUCCACCGAAUCCGACGCAUUUCGUGUUAAUAUGUGAACGCGUUGUGGUUAUUUAUGUGUGAAUGUUACACAACACAGCCCUUAGCGGGAGCAUGGACGGACGCUACGCGGGCUCGGGCUUCACAGAGCGGCGGGCCGCAUCAGGCGAGACCGCGGAUUGGGCCUACAGCAACCCGAGCAGCUCCAGUUACGGUGCGACUCACAUAGAGACGGACCUUCCCCAACGGCAAUCCUACACCUCAAGUCAUACACUCACUACCUACACCACCUCUCAACACCCCACAGGUGUGUCUGGUGUCUUUGAUACUGGUGUGCACACCACAGGAAGCAGCAGUGCUGAAUCAUCAGUCGUGAAUUUCAUCUCUCCCAUUGAAUCCCGAGGCCAUCAGGCUGGACCUGGAGCCACAACUCUACUUCCCCAGUUCAGGACUUCACCAUGGCAGACUGGCACAAAUUCUUCCACAGAGCUCUUUCUUACUGGAGCUCUCCCUGCUUCUGGAACGUUUCCUACCCUAUCAGCUCUUUCUUCCUACCAGCAUUCCAGCACCUUUCCCACUCGGAGUUUUGCCACCACAUCACCAUUAUCUGUACAACACACUACGUUUAGCUCUUCAAAUGGCUUGCUUUCCAAUAAUGAGAGUCUACUUCAGAUCAAACCUUCUCAUACCACUGUGCCAACAGCUUUUGCCUUUGACCGCCUGGGCGGUGCUUCCCUCGGUUCUAGCCUUCCAAUACAGUCAUCUACAUAUCGUUCAGCCCAGGAGUCUGCGCCACAUCUCCUCCAGCCACAGUUCAGCCUUCUACCCUCUCCCUUAAGUAACUCGCAGCAGAUUAUGCCACCUUAUGGAGCCCCAGUUUUCUCCAGUUCCAUCGAACGAGCACUUCAGCGUGAAUGUAGUGUCAUCAAGCACCAUCAGCGGCCUUCUAACACCCAGCCAGUCCAGCAGCAGCUGUCUGUCAGUGUGCAACACUCUUUGCAAGAUUACCUACCUGACAAUGCUGAUGUCUCUUUCCAGGAUCCUUCUCGUCAUACACCGGUUUCCAACAGCCCUAACGGAAUUCCCAAUCAGUCCAUUAAUAGCACUGUUCAGCAAAAGACUCCCACAGUGCAGCUGCAGCAAACACAGACACAUUCCUCAUCUUUGCCCUCUUCAGGGUUUUCCUCCACGUGUGGAAUGAAAGCCAAGGAUGAGUCAAACAAAACAGCAGAUGAUCGUGGUGAGGACUCCGAGUUGCAUGAUCAGGAAGCCUCAUCACCCAUGCAACAGCAUAGGUAUGCUUCCACAGCCCAGAAUCAGAGUUCUGUGAUUGCUAGCCAGUCACAGCUGUACACGUCAGCACAGCUUUCCAGUUUGAUGUCUGUUAGCCCUUCACAGACACACAUUACAUCUCAAAGUCUCAUGAGCAACCUCAGUGAACCACAAGCCUUCUCUCCCAAUCAGCCAGAGAAACUACCUUCUAUAUACAAAACAUUGCCAUUGUUGGCUACACAUUCAGAAAAUCAGACAUCGGUUAGCCACUCUCUUAUGUAUGCUUCUGGCCAAAAGCACAUAAUGUCUUCAGCGUCAAACAGAGAGGAGUAUGAUGAGCAGGCACAAAGACUUUGCAUGGGCAGUGCUUCUCACAAUUAUUCUUCCAGUCACUCUCAGAAUUUGUCCACUGUCAGUUAUUAUGCCCAGGUACCAGAAUCUGUUAGUCCCUCUCAGAGUUAUGCAUCAGGUCAGUCUCUCACACCUAGUCCUCCUUUCACUUCCUCCUAUGGCCACAGCUUACCAUCCAGUAAUUCCAACCAAGAUUACACCCUAAUGCAGCCUUCUCCAAGCAAGUCAGAUGGCAUGCUGCUGCAUCAGACUCAGAAAUACUUGCUGUCUGACCAGUCAUCAUCCUCCACACCCACUUAUACACAAGCCAUCCAGAUCAACCUGUCCUCGGUAGAACAAAACCCAGGCUAUGACAAAAAGAAGGAAGAGGAGAGUUUGUUCCUUACAUCCAAAGAAAACUGUGGAGAGCUUUCUAUUCAUGAUAUGCAGCGAUUACAGCAGGCUUCAAUAAGUAGUUCUAUCCAGAGUUCUGUCAGUAACAGUGUUGUUGGGGUACAGAGCAAUGUAGUAUAUGUUGUUUCAAAAUUGGAAGACAGACAAGCACAUAGUGUGAUCCGAAGCAACUCUCGAUCCGAAGAUCAGUUAAUAGGUCUUGCACCAACGUCAUCCACAAAGGAUGAGCGAAUGAGUACUUUAAUUGGGCAGUUGGUAAGCCCUGCCCAUUCUUAUGUAACCUCUGGCACAAAAAACAACUCUUUAUUAGUGCAGUCCUCCCAUGUAGCCUUGAGCACUGACCAACUAAAAGAACACCCUGUGCUUCUCAAAGUUCCUACUGCUCAACAAGUGGACCAGCAAACUCAGAGUAACCACAGAGAUCAGAGGCAGUUGUCAAAGGAACAGGCACAGUUUGUUCAACUACCCAGUGCCCAAGUCCUUCUGGAGCCCUCACAGAUGAUCCUUGUUCAAAAACCUUUGCUCCAGACAUUGUCAAAUCAGUCUAAGCCAGUCCAAAUGCAGCCUAUUUCAGUUCAGUUCCUGCAAAUGAAUAAUGAAAUCCUGAAUUCUACAGUCAGUACGGUUGAGAUCCCACAGAUAACCCACCAAGCUGUGGAGUCCAUGAAGCAACAGCUGGUCCAAAAAGACAUUUUCAACAGUGUAACAAAUCAGCACGAUUCUAAGCAGCACUUUACCUUAAGUUCCAUCUGCUUCCCUGAUUCCAUGCUAAUGACAGAUGAGAGGAACAUUCUGUCCAACGUGGAUGACAUACUAGCUGCCACAGCAGCUGCCUGUGGAGUCACACCUCAGGACUUUAAAACCUCGUCUUCUGAAGUGGACUUGGCAUCGAUAUCCAGUCCUUCAGACUCUAAGUGCCGCUACGAAGUUAAUAACAAGCACGAAGCUAAUAAUUUCUCUUCACAGCAUUUGAUCUCAAGCACGCAGACCAUUACAUCAUCUGUAAAUGGUGUACAGUUGACAACAGACAUUCACAAAGAAGCUGAAGGACACCAAUCAUUCACACCACCAAACUCUCACACACAACAAAAUAACUCUCAGCAUGAAAUAUCUGAGAAGGUGACAAAUAAUCACAAGAAAAACGAAGUAUCACCCAAGGGCCUUACUAGCAAUGGUUCAUAUGUAAAUUCUAAUGGAGGUACUAUGAACACAUUUUCCAACAACCACACUGAUUUUCACCUUACCUCACAGGAAUAUAAUCCCACUGGGUUCGAAAAAACAGACAUAUCAAAAAAUAAGAUUCAACCUAAAGUAACGAAGAGUGUUAAAAUGGAGGAAACGUUUGCAGAAUGCUCCUCUGAUAGUCUUUCUAAAAAGCGAGUCAGGUCAAAAGGUUCUUCCAAGCAAGCUAUCGAAGAUGCAAAUGGUCAGCCGAAACCUCAAAAAAGAAGUGGCCAAGUAAAGCGACAGAACUCCAAAGGAAGUGAGACAAGUUCAUCCUCAACCUCUGAGGGCUGUAUUGAUGGCUACCAGCAACAGGAAAGAAUACGGCAAAAAAUAAAAGAGGUCGAAGAGAAACAGCCAGAAGUUAAAACUGGGUUCAUUGGAUCUUUCCUGGACUUUCUUAAAUCUGGGCCUAAACAACAAUUCUCCUCACCACCCAUACGGCCACCCAACCGCGCAAGAAAGUCUUCAGUUCCCAAAAGACCUUUUAACCAAUUGUCAAUGCCCCCUACACCCAUACCCUCAUCAACUUCAAUGGUUUCACCAGAUAUCAACACUGUUAGCUCUUCUAAGAGACUGGACGAGGACCUUCAGAAGAAUUUGGAGACACUCCCAUCUUUCUCCUCAGAUGAGGAUGAAUCAGUUGGUAAAAACCAAGACCUUCAAAAGAGCAUCAGUUCUGCACUCUCCUCUCUAGACGAGCCUUUAGACAAGCAACAGUCAGUCAGCAAAGGUUCAGGUGAAAGCACAAGUCAAGAGCAGUCUGCGAAUACAAAGCUAGUCAGCACACAGUCUGAAGAUACAAAGCUUAAGGAGCAGCAAAACCCUGGUCUUGAAGUGCCAGUGGAGGAUCUGGUGAAGAACAUACCUCUUGGCCAACUUGCGGUAUCCCUAAACACAGUAGCUAUUGAAGGCCUCACUGAUGAGGAACUGUCAGACAGUGGCGAGGAGGGCAUGUACCGUGAACGUGACGAGUUUGUGGUGAAAAACGAGGACAUAGAAAGCUUGCAGGUCACCCUGAAGGCAGGAGUAGAACCUCCAGCCAUUUGGAAGGUACAAAAGGCCUUGCUGCAGAAAUUCAUACCCGAGCUAAGAGAUGGAAAACGAGUGUUUUCAGCUACCAACAGUUAUCUGGGUUACUUUGGAGAUGCUAAGACCAUGUAUCGGAGAGUAUACGUUAAGUUUCUGGACACUGUGAACAAGCGGGAGUAUGUGCGAGUCUGCAACAGAAAACCAAGGUGCAAGCCCAUGCAUUCCAUGAGAGGCUCUCAGAAAGCUCUGCUUGUCCAGAGAGCUGCAGCAUCAGCCAUUUCUGACUCCUCUGUUCUGAAAUCCAGCACAAAACAAAGCCUGUCCAAACCCAGGCCAAAGCAGCCAAAAGCCAAGGCUGAACCACCACCGAAAAAGAGGAAAAAAUGGAAGGAAGAGUUCACAGAAUCUGCACAGUUGGCUUCUUCAGAAGCUGUAGGUGAAGAUGAUGAAUUUAUACCGCCAGUCCCGUUUACUUCUCGCUUCCUCAACACCAGGACAAUGAAGGAGACCUUCAAGAGUUUUGUGGAGCUGCUGAUCAGCGUUGCUCUGGACGCAGACGUCAUGAUCACAUUGGAGAGAGAGAACGAUGAACUUCUGCUGCCUCAUAUGAAGAAAGUAGACGGUAUGAUCACAGACAACAGAAGGAGGCUGCUGCCCAAACUGCGAGUGGGUCAGGUGUUUAAAAACGCUUUAGACAUCUUUCCUGAGUUGUCAGUGGUGACUGAGCUGAAAACAGACGGAGAGACUCCCACUUUUAAAGUCAGACUGAGUGGGAAGGCGUAUAACAGGAAGACCAUGAAACCAGCCAAAUCUCCUAUUAAACUUCCCUUGGAGUACACAGUGGAGCAGCAGAAAACACAUUGGUUUUCUCUCUAUCAUUCGCUGCAGCACUACAAGUACCACACAUAUCUGAUGUGUAUGGAUGAGAUUACACUGUUGCGCUCACGUGGCAUGGAUGUGGGACAGGAGGAGACUGUUCAGACCUGCAUAGGAAACCGAGCGUGGGUGGAGGGACUCUUUGACCGUUUCGGAGAGCUUCUCACACAGGUCCAGCAGGCCUGCCUUUAACCAGACAGUAGAGCAGUAGAACAUCAAGUGGAUGCAGUUCAUAGGUCCUUUUUAAAGCACUAACUGACAAGAUGGAGAUAGUAAAGCAGCAGAAGAUGAAGAAGCACCAGAAACCUGAGAAUCAUGUCUAAAGCCUGAGAAGAUGAUUAUUCAUGAGGAGAGACACUAAAAGCUAGAGAAACAUCCCGAAAUAGGAAAACUGUAAACUAUGUAAAGACAUGAAAAGAUCUAGAAAAUGGAGAUCCUCAAAGGAUGAAAUAACACUGAGAGGACGAGGAACCAUGUGUAUAAACGUUAGAAUAUGGAACAUUCGAAUGAGAAGCAUUAAACAAGAACAUUUCACACCAUUUGAAAAUGAAAAGAAAAAAUGUGAAAAAAUGCCAGACCACAAUGAGAGUACUAUAAGAUUAUUGAGAAUGGUGAAACGAUUAUGAAGCAGAUAAGAAGAUUUAAUAGAAAUAUUAUACAAAAAAAAUACAGCAGCUGAUUGUCUGUCUGUUCUUGGAACCACCGAUACAAGGGAUUUUAGUCAGGUUUUUUUUUUUAUGAUUUGUUUUUGUGUUUUUUUGUUUUUGUGGUUUUUUUAAAUCACAUUUUAAGCUUUUUAUUAUUAUCUAAUCAGCCAGACUGAACAAACAUGACAAGUCUUGGUUAUGAAUGUGUGGAACAGGUCGAUUUACCUUGAGAUUUAGCAACACUAAUUUUAAAUAAGAACAACAUUUUGAGAUUGGAGAAAGAGGGUUUGCUAACGGUUGUAUAAAUAUAUAAAUACAUAGAUAUAUAUGUAAAAAAUUUUCUAUAUGAUAUUGUACAUUUUGUAAAAAGAGCUCUUUGGAUGGAUUUGACUCUUUUUAAACUCCUUUAAUAUGACAAAGGUUAUAAAGAUGGAGUUGGUGCAAUUCUUAUACUUCUUUUGUGAUGAUGUAAUAAACAGCAUUGGAACUAUUUUCUUGCAGGAACUAUAUUUGAUAGUCUCUCAAAACCCUUUAUCUUAAACAUAAAUGUAUUUUUUCCACAAAGGAAAUAUUACUUUCCUGAUCGACUUUGCGGUACACUCUGUUUUAUAUAUAUAAAAAAAAAAGCUUCCCAGUGUGUUUCUAUGGCAAAUUUCUAUCCUUGAAUUAAGUGUAUCUUAAGAUCACUUCUUUACUGUAGAAAAUUACAUUUGCUGCAGUUUUGCACAGAUUUGAUGCUUUGGCUUUUCAAGUGUAGCUGUGAUACAACCUUCGAGGAUUUUUUUUUUUUGAUAUGCGAAAAAAUAAAUUUCCUACCAUUGAAUCAA
Molecule: messenger RNA, 6724 nt
Organism: Tachysurus vachellii
Lineage: Eukaryota; Metazoa; Chordata; Actinopteri; Siluriformes; Bagridae
Gene: qser1
Product: glutamine and serine rich 1
Exons: 13
Coding region: 187-5442 (1751 amino acids)
Source: RefSeq, a predicted model, not a curated record